AUGGAUGAUGGAUUCUCACCUCGUCCUAACUGGCGCCCCAACUUCCACGACUGUGCCAUCGGUGAGCUCCCUGCCUCAGCACACCUCUCCAACUUCGACCUCAGUCUUUUCGAAACAUCCGCGUGGCGCAAGAGGUCAGUUAACCACCCGGACAGCCAGCGUGCUACAGGAGUGCAGCAUGGUUGCGUGUUGUGUCUGUGUGUUAGUGAGGUGACUCCUCGUGACCUGGGUAUGAAGGCAGGUACGACGUGGGAGUCGUUGGUGGGUACGGCCAAAGACCACGUGCUGCACAAGUGGAACAUGGUCCUGCUCUGAUCAUUCGACACCACUGCUAUCAACGCCGCCAGCCCCAACUUCUACUGGAAGAACAUCACACCCCCACCGGUAGGUGUGCAUGGAACAUCAGUCAAUCACCAGCCAGAGGUGUCUCACUCUCUGCCUCCCCUCUCGCUGGUUUUGGUUGUGCGGGCUCGUCAGCUCAAGGCCAAGCAGGGUGGUGGUGGCUCCCGUCGGCUGGCGUAUGUAGACUUCCCCUCUAGCACCCUUUUCCGAGUGUUGGGCGACUGGAACUAUACGGAGACAAAGGCCAAUGAAUACCUCAUCCGUUCGGUCAAAGUUGACGACGACAACAAGAUACUCGCCGUCACAUUGGACACGGUCAGCAAGCCGGCAAGCCAAAGGGGAGCGGGCGGGACAAACACGUGAACACAGAACUCUUCAAGUAACAGACCCAACCACCAUGGCCAGCCCCAUGUGAAUCUGUGUGUUUGUAUAUCUUUGUUAUGCCUCGGUGUCAUUGCUGUCCAUCCACCGACCCAUGGAUCGAUCAGUGCGGAGAUAUCGAUGCUGUACAGCCUGGCACGGUACCCUGGCUGCCCAUGCCGCUGCCACUCUUUCUCACUGCCGAUGACUUUGCCAAGCUGUCGAGUGCACACGCUGCCAUCGAGGCCGACAUCCAGGAGUCACUCGACCUCAGCAACGUCACCAACGCCACACAAACCGCCAGACGAGCACUCCAGGCCAAAGAAGACACGUCAGCAAGACAUUCGUGCCGUGCAUCCCGACCUGUGUGCGUGUCGUUGGAUUGCUUGCUUCAGCACGUCUGCGGAUGAGGCCGACCUGCCCGGUGGCAAGGGCGGCAAGUCGGGGCGGGAGCUGAGUGGCACUCCCCCCAGCGGCAGCACCACCGUUGUGGGGCUGCCUCCCCGCAUCCUGGUCGUCUACCACAACGCUACCCCUGCAGAGGCAGGACGCAGACGACUCAGCGGGCUCACAGACAUCGCCGACAAACUCGGAGACGGUACCUAUGCACCUAUGUGGAUGUGCACGAAAGGCAGACAGCCAGGCAGGGCCAGGCAGGCGUGGACAAGAGUCAACAUCUGCAUUGCUUUCUCGCUCCCCGAGUCAUAUGCCUCGCAGGAUAUCGAUUGGAGAGCUCGUCGGCAUUGUUUCUGUUCACAAGGUGGAGAUGA
Vitrella brassicaformis is the source of this 1472-nucleotide messenger RNA. Lineage: Eukaryota; Vitrellaceae. The record is from the annotation of a GenBank genome assembly.